Molecule: messenger RNA, 1812 nt
Organism: Brassica rapa (field mustard)
Lineage: Eukaryota; Viridiplantae; Streptophyta; Magnoliopsida; Brassicales; Brassicaceae
Source: RefSeq, a predicted model, not a curated record
GCUUUGAGCCUUGACCAUUCAUGUUUUUCAGAACAUACAACUCAAACAACUACUUUGUCUAGUAAAUUUCUCAAACCCAUCUGACAAAAUGUAACUUGAUUUUAUUCUUGCAGUUUACAAAAGUUGAAUUGCACUAUAAUACCACAUAAAUGCCUAUUAGCCAAGUAUUGAUGAUACAAAUAACCAUGGAUUUUCGUCCCAUGAUCUGUUCAGCCCCGCUGACCUUUUUUUGAGCAACGCCCCGCUGACCAAUACUUGAUAAUACAGUAAACCAUUGAUGCAUAUCCCCAUCACGAUAUACUGGGGCAUGCAAGUAUGCAACGGUGGUUCAUUUUCAAUGAAAAAUUCUUAGUCUCUAGUGUUAGAACUUGAUGCUCAGUUGAAUCUCUUUCUCCAUAGACCGUCGAGGUCAUGCAUUUGUAUAUUAAAUUGGUAAGAAAACUUGGGCAGAAUUUAUGAGUAUUAAUCUCACUUCUGGUUUAUGAUUACAAGAAAGUUGAAUGUUAAUAAAGUACACACGUCCCUAUUUUAAAUUUUAAUAACCUUUACGAAAACAUUAUUAACCAUCACUUAACAGAUUUUUUUUUUUAUAAAAAAAUUCCUCUAAAUUUUCGAAUAUGGGGGAGUACGUAUUUUAUAGUACUAAUAAACAAAUACUGAAUUUAGCCGGAGUCUGAAAAAACAAUCGAUCAAGUAAAAAGUAGAACGUUACAAUCGCGUCCCAAACAUUCUCUCUCCUCUUCCCCGAAUAAUUCGAACCAAAAAAGUAAAAAUUUCUCCAGAAUAAAUAUUCACACAACACAACAACCAAAACAAACAAAAAACGAAAACUUUGAACUUUGCUCCAAAGGAAAGCUCUCACCAAAAGGAAUCAUUUCUUCAAUCAAAUCAAUCCAAUCCAAAUGGAGUUCCCUCCCCCGCCUCCACCUCCCCCGCCGGAGAGAUCCAAACGCCUCCACAACUUCACCUUACCUUAUCUCCGAUGGGGUCAGCAGAGAUUCCUCAGGUGCGUCAAGCUCCCUUCUUCCUCCUCCUCCUCUCCUUCUCCCGAUCGCGCCAAUCACGGAUCUCCCUCUCUCCCCGGAGCUGGAGGAGGAGAGUCUGCUCAGCCAAAGGUCUCUGCUUUGGGGAAUGGAGAUGCUGCAGCAGCAGCUAGGCCGUGGAAUCUGAGGACGAGGAGAGCUGCUUGUAACGAGCCUGGUGGCGGAGACGACCCCACGACCACCACCACGAGGAUGAUCAUCACAAAUGAAAUUGGCGGAGUCAAGAGAGGUGGUGAAGGAGGUGGUGAUGGAUCGGAGAAACUGAAAUUCUCUGUUUGUUUGUUGAGAGAAGAGAUCGAAGAGGAUUUCACAGCCUUGAUUGGUAAAAAGCCUCCUCGUAGACCAAAGAAGAGACCCAGACUUGUUCAGAAGCAAAUGAAUACUCUGUUUCCUGGAUUGUGGUUAGGGGAAGAAGUAACGGCAGGCUCUUACGACGUCCCUGAGGCUGCUGCUGCUGCUGAAACUUGAUUGUAAGGUUUUCUUGAAUUUGGGAGUCCCCAAGACCAUUCAUUCUUCUUCUUUUGUGUAUCAAUCUUUGUGUUUGUUUUUUCUACUUUUCUCAAUAUUUUCUUUUGUUGUAAAAAAAAAGGAAGCAAAAAGAAUGUAGUAGCAAUGUCAAUGUGGCCAACAGUUCUUUAGUGAAUGUAGCAAUGUCCCAAGACAUUUUACUCCUUCUAUUGUAAAAGAGAGAGACAACUGGUGUUUUUUUCAUUACCAAAAGCUAAUUGUAAUCUCUCCAUGGCUAUGGAAUCUCCAGCUGUUUCUUUUU